Molecule: messenger RNA, 6416 nt
Organism: Hyla sarda
Lineage: Eukaryota; Metazoa; Chordata; Amphibia; Anura; Hylidae
Gene: CELF2
Product: CUGBP Elav-like family member 2
Exons: 14
Coding region: 384-1982 (532 amino acids)
Biological process (GO): regulation of alternative mRNA splicing, via spliceosome; mRNA splice site recognition
Cellular component (GO): nucleus; cytoplasm; ribonucleoprotein complex
Molecular function (GO): mRNA 3'-UTR binding
Source: RefSeq, a predicted model, not a curated record
AAGCUUUAAUGUGAGAAGAGAUAGAUAGAAGAUGUUGUCCUCCCAUUGAUGUCCCCAGAUUUGUGGACUGUAGUGCUGAAUGCACUGGAGCUCCUGUACUAGGAGUGCAGGGGUUAACUUGAGCUGCAGCAGGACCGGAGCUCCUCCUCUCCUUUCAGCACCUGGUCCUCUAUAGACAGUUGCCUCAGCAGUAGAUUUCAGAAGGGAUUGGAGGAAAACAAGAGGGGGAGAGAAUGUGACAAGUGCCGGCUCUGGCUGCUGCUGCCUUGGGGAGGCCUCCUGCACCUGUCCCUGCCUGUCUUGUGGCCAGCACUGUUGUUCAGUCAGACAAGCAGAGAAACAUUGUUAUUUUCCAGAGCAGAGAGACGUGCAGUAGCAACACCAUGACUUCUUCAUUCAAGCUGGAUUUCCUGCCUGAUAUGAUGGUCGAUAGCCGAUUGCUAGUUUCUGACAGAAUUAACGGAACAACUAACAAGAUGAAUGGAGCUUUGGAUCACUCAGACCAGCCAGACCCAGAUGCCAUUAAGAUGUUUGUUGGUCAGAUCCCACGUUCGUGGUCAGAAAAAGAACUCAAAGACCUUUUUGAGCCUUAUGGAGCCGUCUAUCAAAUCAACGUCCUACGAGACAGAAGUCAGAAUCCACCCCAAAGCAAAGGUUGUUGUUUUGUAACAUUUUAUACAAGAAAAGCAGCACUGGAAGCACAGAACGCAUUGCACAAUAUUAAAACUUUACCUGGGAUGCAUCAUCCUAUUCAGAUGAAGCCUGCAGAUAGUGAAAAGUCAAACGCUGUUGAAGACAGAAAAUUGUUCAUAGGCAUGGUUUCCAAGAAGUGUAACGAGAACGAUAUCAGGGUGAUGUUUUCUCCAUUUGGUCAAAUAGAAGAAUGCAGAAUCCUACGGGGACCUGACGGACUGAGUCGAGCAAGUCAGCACUGCUGUGCGUUUGUUACAUUUUCUACAAGGGCAAUGGCACAGAAUGCAAUCAAAGCCAUGCACCAGUCUCAGACCAUGGAGGGGUGUUCUUCACCAAUAGUGGUGAAAUUUGCUGAUACACAGAAAGACAAGGAGCAGAGGCGUCUACAGCAACAACUAGCACAACAAAUGCAACAGCUUAAUACUGCCACAUGGGGGAACCUUACUGGAUUAGGAGGACUUACACCACAGUAUUUGGCAGUAAGUAAUCUCCUGCAGCAAGCCACCUCCUCCAGUAACCUGGGUGCAUUUAGCGGUAUUCAGCAAAUGGCUGGCAUGAAUGCUUUGCAAUUACAGAAUUUGGCUACUUUAGCAGCUGCAGCAGCCGCAGCCCAAACCUCUGCAACCACCACCAAUGCAAAUCCUCUCUCCACAACGACUAGCGCAUUGGGAGCGCUAACAAGCCCGGUGGCUGCAUCAACUGCAAACUCCUCUGCUGGAGCCGCCAUGAAUUCUUUAACCUCUCUAGGCACUCUGCAGGGGCUGGCCGGAGCCACCGUGGGAUUGAAUAAUAUAAAUGCACUAGCAGGUACCGUAAACAUUGCUCAAAUGCUCUCAGGUAUGGCUGCUCUGAAUGGAGGACUUGGCGCAACUGGCUUGACGAAUGGUACAGCUGGUACAAUGGAUGCCCUUACCCAGGCCUACUCAGGAAUUCAGCAGUAUGCUGCGGCGGCACUGCCAACACUUUAUAGUCAGAGUCUGCUACAACAGCAGAGUGCUGCGGGCAGUCAGAAAGAAGGCCCAGAAGGAGCAAAUCUCUUCAUUUAUCAUCUACCCCAAGAAUUUGGUGACCAAGACAUCUUGCAGAUGUUUAUGCCUUUUGGAAAUGUAAUCUCUGCUAAAGUCUUUAUUGACAAACAGACCAAUCUAAGCAAGUGCUUUGGCUUUGUUAGCUAUGACAAUCCUGUUUCCGCACAAGCGGCCAUUCAGGCUAUGAAUGGCUUUCAGAUCGGCAUGAAACGUUUGAAAGUUCAGCUGAAACGCUCCAAAAAUGACAGCAAACCGUACUGAUCUUAAACCCAGAAGCUUUCUGCUCUUAUUUUAGCUUUCUUAGGGUAAGUCCCAUGAGCCAGCCUAUUCUCCACUGGGGGCUGAGGAGGAAAACAUUGCCAACACUCACCAAGAGAGAGACAAUUAUUUUUACAUUAAACGCUUCCAUUCCCUUCUUCCCUGAGCCCCUGUUCUUGCCAUUUACUCUGGCUAUAUUUUCUUACCCAGAAUGCAGCAAGUUGUUUCACAGUGUUCUGUUCCAGUUUCCAUUUCCCUUUUUUUUUUCUAUGACAUCUUCAGAUUUACAAUAGCAGCAAAACAAUGUGCAAUUAAACUCUGCAACCACUGGUGCCAUCAAACGAAAAAAAAAAAAUACAGAACACACAAUAAAGGUUCGAGGACCUGGUUGUAAUAUAGUGACACCAGCAGUUAAGAGGCUAGUGUGAAAAUAGUUGCCAAUCUACGCAUAGUUUUUUUUAAAUUUCAUAUCUGUUUGUUUAUUUAUUUAAUUAAGGAACACGCACACACAGGCAAAAAGUCCUUUCAAUGCUUCAGAUUGUUAUAGAAAGUUUUGUUUACAAACGGUUUUAGUUUGGUCUUAUGAAGAAAAAAAAUAUUAAGGACCAGACAUUACUGGUCUUAUUAUACUGAAUUCAGUUUGUCUGUUUGUUAUAUUAUGUAUGUUGUUAUUUAUUAAUUAUUAUUAUUAUUAUUAUUAUUAAUAAUUUGUUUGAACAACAUGUGUGUUAAAAACAAAAAACUAAAGUCUUGGAGAACUGUUUCUAAAGCUACAGGGUUUAAAAAUAACUAAAGUGAGUGAAUAUACUUGAUGUUUCUUGAGAGAUAAAUUUAAUAAUAAAGGAAGCCACAGGCCUGUAAAUUUUAUUUGUAAAAAAAAAAAAAAAAAACAUUUCUAUUUUUAUACAAAAAUUUUUACUGCCUCAGAAAUAAUGGGAGUUAUUUAUUGUUAACUUAUUGGGACACAUAAAGAGAAGUUCUCGAUGCUAGAUAGAUACCUUUUGAAAUAGACUCUAGACUAACAAAAUAUUUAAAAAUAAUAUUGGUUUAUUUUUAGUUGAAACACCCAUUAUGCACAAAUCACUCUCUUCCGUUUCUAUGUUCUGUUUGGUUAUUUUUGUUUCCAUCGCGUAGUGAAAGAUUUGUCCUGUGACUUAUCUGUUGUUUGGCAUUUGUUCAAAAUGGCCGCCUUUCCCCUCCUGUAACCCUACCUUUCCUCCCCAAAGCAAUCCAUCUGCACUAACUCUAAUUAGAUGGUUUCUUUUGGGCUGUUCAUUGUGCUUUGUGUUGAAAUAUAUUCUAUAUAUUUAUAAAUAAAUGUGAACUAUGGAAUGCACAAAGAUUCUAAUGACUAAAAAAAAUUGCAUUACAUUUAAUUCUUACACUAGUUAACCUAUUCAGUGCUGGAGAGGACAGGACUGCAUUACUUUCCAAUGCGCCACUGAUAACACCAACACUGAUGGGCUUAAAAAGUGAUUUUUGUUUCUGCUGCAUAGAUUCUGUGUAACUUUAUACUCUUCCUUGUUUUUUUUUUCCCUAGAACAUCUCCAUGCCUGUUAGUUCACCGUUUGCCUAGCAUGUCCCUGUGGCGUCUGUAAAAAAAAAAAAAAAAGUUUCAUCGUCCCGUCAUUGUUUCUGAUGUCUUUCUGACCUCACAUCAUAUUUGAUCCUUCAACUGACUUAGUUUGACUUCUGAAAUUUGCAUGUGAUCUCAUCUAGCUAAGAAUUCUGGAAAAAAUAACAAAAAAGUCAAUGUGAAAAGCGUUGCAGCGUUCACGCAAGACUGAAAUUUACUAUAACAUAAAUUACAGAGGAAAAAAAAGACAAAAAACCUGUGGCAAAAAAGUUUUCUCGUUUUUUUUCUCUCUUUAAGUUGCAUAACAUAAACAGACUUGAAAGUAUUACACAGGGAUUAGCAUUCUGUCUGGUCACUGUUUCCUAAAGCAAUAUGUGUCCAGGAAUGCAGAAUGUUGGUUUCUAAAUGAAGCAGACAACUUCCAAAACAGUUUGAGAAAAACUGUCUGAUUUUAAGUCUCUAGAGCUCUGUAAUAGUUUUUACAUUUUUCAGGCAGUGUAAAGUUUUUUGAUAAGGCCAUUUUAGGUGGCUCACUUUCUCAUUAAAUUAUAUAUAGAACCACUUUUUUGUAGAUUAGUAUAAGAAAAUAUUUACCCUGUUUUGGGGCAAAUACUACCUAGUUCUGUCACCUUUUGCUGAACUGACUCACAGUUAGACAAUCCAUGGUUUAAUGCACAUGAAAUUACCUAUAUUUUAUACUGUUUCAAUGUACAGAAAAGAAGGUAAAUGUAUACCGUGUCUCGUUGGUGCUUCUGUGAAUUUAGUUGUGGCUUCAUUAAGUCUUAAGAGUCUUCAGUGUUCUAUGUUUAAUAAGUUUUAAAAGAAAAAAAAUUGGUUUACUUGAACAAAAAAUAAUUUUCAAAAAUAAAGAGUCUGUUUGCUAUAAUUUCAUGUGAAACACAGAAAAAAAGUAUUCCAGAAAAAUAAGUUUUGUGUUGGCUUGUAAAGCAUCGAUGUUAUCUUAUUUUCUAUUGUGGGGAAACUUAGAUGUGUUUGUGUUCAGCAAAAUGUGACCUGUUUUUUUUUUCUUCGAAAGAAAAAAAAUCAGUGAAAAUAACAGUGCCAAAUUCCAAAGGUACUUCCUGCCUAAAGCUUCAGUGUAUUUCGUGUACGAAGUAAUUUGAUAACAUGGGUAUUUUAUUAUGUGUUUUGUAUAAAUCCCUUCUAUUUAAAAAGAGAGGUUACAAAGUUUGUUAACUUGCUAUCCUGUGGUCUUGUUGCCUGAAAUUGUUAUUGUUUGUUAUAUCUCUUUGAUGUUUUUGGUAAAACAUUGUAUACAGUAAGUGCCCAUGUUCCACUUUUUUAACCACUCUGCACAUCAAUCAUGUGAAAGCAAACCUCACAACUGUACUUUUUUUCAUGGUCUGUGGAAGUCUUCAUGGUGAAGAGAGUUGAACUUCUAUUCCUUUUAAGCAUGGCGUCCUGAAGAAUCAGGGUAUAUAAAGCACAUAUAAGCACAUACAUGGUUUAUACAGCACGUGCAUAUUGUCUAUGUAGAACCUCCAAGUAAUCCAUGUUCCUAGUAUGACAGUAUAAACUUCACUAGUAAAAAAAAAAACUAUUCCCGAAAUGCAGUUAUACAGCACAUGACGUCAAAAGUGCCAUACAUGUUUUCGAAUUCUCAUCUCCAUUUAUUGUAUGUCAGCGAAACUUCUUGGACCUUGUAUUUAAUGUUUUCACUUUCCUAGCUGGCAUUAUGUCUGAUGGCGCACAUUUAGGGUUGGCCUCUUUUUACUGCCAUUACUCCCUAAAUGGCCAUACUGUAAUAGCAUUUGGUUAAUAAUACAGUGCCUCAUUUUUAAACCUCAGCAAAUGCUAUUGAUCAACAGUAGUCGGAUACCCACCUAUGUACAGUGAAAUUUGUUGAAUUCUUAAUCAUAUAUAUAUGGUGUUUACUUCUCUACUCCUGGGUCCUACCAGAAUUACUUGAGGGCUAUUUUUGUAUGAGAAAUGCACAAAGAUUAUGGCUAAAUUAUAUCUAGAUGUCAUUCUAUGAAUAUAUGUAUAGAGAUAUAUAUUAUAAAACACAUAUUUUUGUUAUGUAGAUUUAUGCAGAUUUGGAUGCAUCUAAAAGAUGAGAGAGUACAAUUCCUAGUCUGGUGUGACUUCUGAUGUUGUUACAAUGUGCUGCUUAUACAGCUUUGGUUUAACACACUUAGGAUUAAGAUGACUAAGCCAACCGUUCACAUUGCAUAAUAUUCAUGCCAUUCCCCAAUUUCCAGUUGGACAGUAUAAAAAGCAGAAAAUUGCUAGAAUUGUAAAGAGUGUAUUUUAUCCCAUAAUUGAGUAAGGGGAGUUGAGUGUCCUACUGUACAUAGAAGAACAUGUUCAGCACUGAUGCAGUUAAACACAAGGUUCGCACUGAAGGACAUUGCUUAAAGGACUAAUACGUUCAACUUUCUUUUCACCUUAAGAUUCUAGUUUUUUGGCUUGUGUAAUUCUGAAGUCAUUUUAACUGUUCUGUUUUAUUAUCUCAAGUGCUAAAUACAAAUAAGAAAAAAACUUGUAGUUUCAUUACACUUUAGAACUACAUCUUACAAAUGAAAUGUAUUUGUGUUUAUUUUUGUGCUGUGAGACUUGUCGUUUGUAGAUUAAAUAACAAUUAAUUUUGUUUCGAAUUACAAAUAGUUUUUGAGUAUUGUCUGAGAAAAGCCAAAGUUACUGCAAUUUUAGUGGAAACUGUAAGAUCAUGUAAUGUUUAUGUUUUAUUGAUGCAUUUUGGUUUUGUUGUGUGAUGGAAUUUGAGCCAAAAAGAAAAACAAAAAAAAACAGGCUUUCCUAUUUCUACUAACUGAUUGUACUUAUGCAUUUUGUACCAGUGCAACAUUUUAUACUGGAGAUUAAAAAAAACAAAAGGAAAA